Funneliformis mosseae is the source of this 2181-nucleotide messenger RNA. The record is from the annotation of a GenBank genome assembly. NCBI's taxonomy places the organism in Eukaryota, Fungi, Glomeromycota, Glomeromycetes, Glomerales, Glomeraceae.
AUGUCGAGCUAUUCGCUAUUUCGAGUACUUUCGCCGUCCCGGGCUAGUCCAACGUUAAAUCCAAAAAGAUAUAUGGCCGACAUUACGUUGUAUUGCUACCUUCUAGGUACUCCUAUUAAUAGUUCUAUUCCGGUUGACAUUGGCGAAAUGACCCGCGUUGAAGGAGUUGAUGUCCCUAUUGAAAAGUUCUCCUUUGGACAUCUCAAGAAACAAAUAUGGCCCAACAACAAUGAAGCUAAUAAACUUAGGUUAUGGAAGUUCGAAACCCCUUUCAAAAAAGAUAAUGAGGAUUUGAAAAGAUUUAACGAAAAUUUUUGUAAUGAUACUGACCUUGAACAAGAACUUGGUGAAGAUUUGAGCCCAGAACCACCAAUGAAAAAAAGGCGCCUUUGGAAAAUAGAUCCUAAAGGAAUAUCUGUUAUUCAAAGUAAUAAUGAGGUUCAACAGGUCUCUGUGUCGGAAUCAGAGUUCCAAAGGAUGCGCAUGUAUCAUCAAUUAUAUGUAGACAAAACGUGUUGGUUAACUCGGCUUCGGUUAAAUAAUGGCCAAUAUUUUGUAUCACGGCCUCGAAAAUUUGGCAAAUCAAUGUUUCUCUCAAUGGUUGAAUCUUUCUACUUGGUUCAAUAUAAUCUCUUUGAGAAUCUAUACAUACGAGAUCAUCCACCAAACAUUUUUGUCAAUAAUAAAACAGAGAGAUGGAACGAGAACUUGCCUCCGAUACCAGUCAUCAGGCUUGACUUUUCUUUGUUAACAUCGGACAAAGGAUCAGAGAUGUUAGAAAACGACUUGAUUCGAGUUUUACAAUCGGUUGGAGAGCAAUAUGGCAUCGACACCGUGAAUGAUAAUGUUAAGAGUGCCACCUUUAAAUUAAUUAAGUCACUAGCUGACGAUAAUGAAAAUAAGUAUGGACAAGUGGUAAUUCUCAUAGACGAAUACGAUUCACCACUAUUAAAUGUCAUUGGUAUCACAAAAGAAAGCACAUAUAUUGCAAAUGACAGCCACGGCGUACUAAAGAGUUUUUUUGAAGUAAUUAAGGCACUACAAAGUAAAAUUAAAUUUCUUCUCGUUACGGGUGUAACAAUGUUUGCACAUUUAGGUUUAUUUUCAGGAUUAAAUAACCUUAAGGACGUAACAUUAAGUAAUGAAUUAUCUGGGGCAUACGGUUUCACAAGUGAUGAGAUAACAAAAGUGUUUGGAGACAAACUAUUAAAUCUCGGCAAAUCAGAUCGCUAUAAUGAUGUGCAAGAUGUUAUGAAUAAACUUCAGAAAAAAUACAAUGGUUAUUCCUGGGACGGCAACAUUAAAGUGUAUAACCCAUAUAGCAUUUGCAGUUUUUUUGAGAAUUUUGAAUAUGAAAACUUUUGGAUUCAAAAAGGGAAAACCAAAUUUUUAGCUAGAUUGAUUGGUACGGAACAUGUCAAGAAUAUCGUAGAUCAAAUCACGAUAAAGAAGAGAUUAGUCGUACCUGUUGAUGUUGAUGAUAUACAAAAAUCAUCUGACCUUCCCGCUUCAUUACUAUUCCAAACUGGCUAUUUAACUAUCAAACAACAGAAAAUAGAUGAUGAUGACGAACAGUGUUUAGUUCUCGAAAUUCCAAAUGCCGAAGUUAAAGAGUCAUUGAUGAGCGAACUCUGGGCUUGUCUAUAUAACACUUCAAUAGAAACUGCAUGCAAACGAAUUUACACACUAGCAAAACUUCUCAAGAAUGAUAAUUGUAUUAAAUUUAUGAGAGCAUUUAAUGAUGAUUUAGCAUCUAUCCCAUAUAAUGAAAGUCAACAUGCAGGAGAUUACGAGGGUUAUUACCAUUCGCGUGUCCAUAUGUUAGUGCGUUAUAUUGGAUUGCCAUUUCGGAGUGAGGACGCUACGAGUCAAGGCAGAACUGAUAUGUGGAUAAUGACAAAUAUGUCCGUUUACUAUCUUGAAUACAAGCGCUGCAUUCCACCAAAAACAUCGAAUGAUCAAGUAAUCAGGAACUUAAUACAAGAAGCAAUAGAACAAAUAUUUACAAAUGAAUAUUAUUCUUGCCAUACGGAAUUUCAUGACAAGUCCCUAUAUGCUGUUGGAUGUGUUUUUUCAACAGGAACUCGAAAAAUAUGUGGAGUUGGAAUUCAAGAAUUUACUUACGGGUCGAAUAAGCUUGAAAAAAUGGAAAUACAAAAUUUCUUAGAUGAAUUUUCUUAA